AUGAAGGUCACAGCGCACAUCAGAUCACCAGUCCAACUGGAAAUCAUUGUUGUCGGCGCCGGACUGAGUGGAUUGGCCACCGCAGUAGCAGCCGCUUUGUCGGGACACAAGGUCACCGUCUUUGAGUCCGCGAAGGAGCUCCUUGAGGUCGGUGCGGGCCUACAAGUAACGCCCAACUCCACACGCAUUCUCCAGAAAUGGGGCCUGCCGGAUAGACUGUGGAAAUCGGCAUCUGAGCCGACGGAUUUGGUGGUGCAUCGCUACUCCGGAAAGGUCCUCGCGUUGGAGGAGAACUUCAACAAGAACAUUCGCGCAAAGUAUCAGGCACCAUUCAUCGACUUGCACCGCGUCGACCUCCAACUUUCACUCUAUGAGCGCGCCAAGGAACUCGGCGUCACAUUCAACCUCGGCGAGAAGGUCGAGAACAUCGACUUCGACAUUCCCGAGCUCACGACGCAGUCUGGAAUCAAGGCCAAGGCAGAUCUCAUCGUCGCUGCCGAUGGACUUUGGUCGCGAUCGCGCGCGUGCUACCUGAAGAAGGACGACCCUCCCCUGGCAACGGGUGACCUCGCCUACCGUGUGGUUCUCAAUCUCGAUGAGGUAACGGAUCCGGAGCUGAGAGAGUGGAUUCAGAAGCCUCAGGUCCACUUCUGGGUCGGUCCCGGUGCUCACUGUGUUGGGUACUCGAUGAGAGCGGAGAAGAUGUACAACCUGGUGUUGCUUACGCCCGAUGAUCUUCCCAAGGGUGUGAGCCGUCAGGCAGGAUCAAUCGAAGAGAUGCAGAGCCGGUUCGAUGAGUGGGAUCCGAUAUUGAAGAAGUUCCUCAGCUCGGUUGACAGUGUUGAGAAGUGGAAGCUGAUGCACAGGGAGGAAAUGACUUCUUGGGUCAAUGAGAAGUCGAACUUUGUGUUUGGUGCCAACUCAGCUGUGGAGGAUGGAGCUGUCCUUGGGCUGCUCCUUGGUCACAUCAAGUCUAAAUCGCAACUACCUGCAGCAUUAAAGUCAUACGAGAAGUUGCGCAAGGCUCGUGGCGAAUCCAUCGUCAGAGAAACGUUCAAGCAGCGCCACGAUUUCCACAUGAAUGACGGCCCUGAGCAAGAGGCCAGAGAUCAAAUUUUUCUGUCACAACUUGGCAAGGAGCUGAAGGGUGCAUUCCCCAGUAGGUGGACGUGCCCUGAAGUGCAGCCCUGGCUGUACGGAUACGACGCGUACAAGGAGGUUGAGGAAGCGAUGAAGAGCGAUCCCUUUGACAAGCCCCACGCCAACUUGUGA
Messenger RNA from Colletotrichum fioriniae, 1272 nucleotides. The record is from RefSeq and is a predicted model, not a curated record. Lineage: Eukaryota; Fungi; Ascomycota; Sordariomycetes; Glomerellales; Glomerellaceae.